AUGGCAGCCAGGUCCUCUUCAAUCGUCCGCCGAGCGCUGCUCUAUGUGCCCUCGUCGUCGGAAAAGAUGCUCGCCAAGUCGUUGGGCCUAAAGUCCGAUAACGUGACGUAUGAUCUAGAGGACUCCGUGACGCCUUCCUUAAAGACACAGGCCCGAGGUCAACUUCGGUCUUUUCUCGAGAAUAAUGCUUCGCGACCACCGUCCAUCUCCGAACUGGCCGUACGGAUUAACGCUGUGGAAACCAAGUAUGCUCUGGACGACCUGACUUCCCUCGGCGCACUCCCCAACGUCGAUGCUGUCGUUGUCCCAAAAGUCAACUCCGCCGCCGACUUAACAUACGUCACCGAUGUAUUGCGUCACGUAGCUCCCGAGAGACACGCGUCAACGUCCCAUAAUCCCAUCAAGAUCAUUGCCUUGGUUGAGUCUGCUCGGUCAAUCAUGAACCUACCCGAAAUUUGCAAGGCGUCACCCUACCUCAGUGGUCUAGUAUUUGCUGCCGAGGAUUUCGCCCUGGAUUUAUCUCUGACGAGAACGCCUUCCCUUACGGAGUUUUUGUAUGCGCGAUCAGCCAUCGUUACCGCGGCGAGGGCCGCCGGCUUGCCUAGUGCAAUUGAUCUUGUCUGCACCUCAUUUAGGGGUGACGAAGGCUUGAAGCGGUUGGAAGAGGAGUCUCUCGGGGGCAAAUCAAUGGGCUUCAACGGCAAACAAUGCAUCCACCCCAACCAGGUGGCCCUUGUUCAGAAGUUGUUUGCCCCCGGCGAAAAGGAGGUGGAAUGGGCCGUACGUGUUGCAAUCGCGGACGAGAAAGCAAGCAAGGCGGGUCGUGGAGCCUGGACACUCGACGGCAUGAUGAUCGAUGCGCCGGUAACGGGGAAGGCUAAUGCUAUCAUUGCGAAAGCCGAGAAGUGCGACGUUGAUGUAGCAAGUCUUAGACAGAAGUGGAAGGGCCAGGAACCCGAGUAA
Messenger RNA from Colletotrichum higginsianum IMI 349063, 963 nucleotides. Its product is annotated as HpcH/HpaI aldolase/citrate lyase family protein. NCBI's taxonomy places the organism in Eukaryota, Fungi, Ascomycota, Sordariomycetes, Glomerellales, Glomerellaceae. Gene Ontology annotation, biological process: oxaloacetate metabolic process. The transcript has 2 exons. Gene Ontology annotation, molecular function: catalytic activity; magnesium ion binding. The record is from RefSeq and is a predicted model, not a curated record. The coding region runs from base 1 to 963 and encodes 320 amino acids.